AACUUCCCAGGCACUGUCUGCCCCUCAAGCCAGGGAAGGGCUGCAGUGGGGUUUAGGGAACAGGUGGCAAGGAAGAGUCUGUGGACCCCUGGCUGGCCCUGGAAACCCCUCCCUUACUAACAACCCUGGCCUUGGGGGCCUGGGGAAGACCAGAGGUGUGGGUAGUUCAGACAAGGGGAGAUGGUCCACCCAGAGUAGGAGUCCAGCUCAGACUGAGGCAGUAGAGUGGUCCAGCCCAGUGUUGGGUUAAGCUCAGAAUGGAUGUUGGUUCAAUUCAGCGGUGGAGUCCAGGUCUUAAUGGAUGAUGGUUGAGUACAGAAUGGGGGUCCAUCUGACUGGGGGUGAUCCAGUCCACAAUAGGGAUCUAGUUCAAAAUAGGAGUUGGUCAAGUCCAUUGUCGGGGUCUAGCCCAGAGCAGGGGAUCCAAGCUAGAUUAGAGGAAUCAGCCAGCCCAAAGUAAGGGCCCCAGCCCAGGCUGGGCAUCCUUGUCCCAGAAUUCCCAGGACAAACAGGUUUCAGAGGGCAAAGUGUGCUGAGAUUGCUAUCUGCUGAGGGGGGUCUGCGGCUGGGCUUCCUCCUCAUGCUGUGGCCCUGGCUUUUUGAAGGGUGUCUGGGGUUCUGUCUGUUAGCCCAAAUCGAAUCCAGACCAGAGUGGAGGCUGGCAGCCACCCCCCAUCCCCCAUAGGAGACAUAGCAGUGGGGUGGUUUCAUAAGCCAGGAGCUGGCUGGGUUUCCCUUCUCUGCCACUUCCUGUUGUCAGCAGGGGCCAGGGGUGCUGGGCACUUUCAGGGAAGCUGCCACUGACCCUCCACUUUUUUGGGGAUCUGGAAAGAAGGAGGAAGAUGGUCAAGGCUGCCUCCCCCUCCCCCACCCCUAGGUUUAGCCUUUCGUUUCCGGUUGGACUUUCGUGGCUGAAAGCAGAGCCAAGCUCAGGGCAAGGUUUGACAGAGGCCAAGGACAUCCUGCGAUAUCGGUCCCCUCUCUGCCCCUACAUAGAAGCAGGACGAAUCCAGAUGUACCCACUUUUCUCUUGGGGUACCAGGAUCUGGAGGCUCCAGGUUCAAAAAGGACUUGGGGAAGGAGUUAGGGUAGCCCUUGGCCAUUCCCCCUCCACUCCCCACCCCCCCACCUUUCUCUCCAGCGGCUCUUUCAGCUAAUUAACGGGGCUCUGGGGCCUCUUUGGCCCCCAGGGAGCCCCUUGCUGCUGCCUGGGCCUGAACCUUAACUCCUUCCCCUCUGCCCAGUGGGCACUGCCCUGGGCACAUCCGGUGCCAUCCUCUGGGUAGUUCAGCACCCACUGAGGAAGUCAGGACCUGGCAUCUUGGGAGCAGUGAAGCCUCUGGAACAGGAAGUUAGCUUUAGCACUCCACCCCUGGGGCAGCCAGGCCAGCCAGAAGGGACACCCUCAGGAGAAUCUUCCCACUGCCUUCUGCCAAGGAGGGCCUUUGCAAACCUUGGCCGGCCAGGAGCAGGUACCUUUAAAUGCUUCCCUGGCAACCAGCUCCUCCUCCCCGGUCCCCCGAGGCCCUCCAGAGGAAGCCAGCUUAGAGGCUCUGCGUAUUCCUGGUUUCCCUGCAGAGGGAAGAUUCCAGGGAGAGCCUAGGGCAGCCUGGGAUGGAUACGGGGUCAGGCAGUGGCCAGGGCAGUGACUCCGAGACGACCUUCCAGCUGUGGCUACAGCUGCUCCUCUGGGCCCACCUGACUGUCCGUUUCCUGGGCUACCUGCACCACGCCUUCUGGGCACCUAAGGCGCGGCCAGCACCCUGA
Molecule: messenger RNA, 1767 nt
Organism: Neofelis nebulosa (Clouded leopard)
Lineage: Eukaryota; Metazoa; Chordata; Mammalia; Carnivora; Felidae
Gene: SMIM46
Product: small integral membrane protein 46
Exons: 1
Coding region: 1615-1767 (50 amino acids)
Source: RefSeq, a predicted model, not a curated record